AGUGAUGAAGAUAGGCAUGAAGCCUCCGUCUCACAGCUGCAUGCGUAGUCGCUGUUGAAGCAAAUGCCUACCUAAUCUGACAGUCUUGGUGUGUUUAAAAUUUUUUGAGUUUGCAAAUAAGCUUAUUAAGUCUACUGAUGGAGCCCUCGGGCAGUGAACAGUUAUAUGAGGACCCUGAUCCCGGAGGCAAAUCCCAAGAUGCAGAGGCCAGAAAGCAGACAGAAUCAGAACAAAAGUUAUCUAAAAUGACCCACAAUGCUUUGGAGAACAUUAAUGUGAUUGGCCAAGGCUUGAAGCAUCUCUUCCAGCACCAGCGCAGGAGGUCAUCCGUGUCUCCACAUGAUGUGCAGCAGAUUCAGACAGAUCCAGAACCUGAAAUGGAUCUGGAAAGCCAGAACGCAUGUGCUGAGAUUGAUGGUGUCCCCACCCACCCCACAGCUCUGAAUCGUGUUCUGCAGCAGAUCCGUGUGCCACCCAAGAUGAAGAGAGGGACGAGCUUGCAUAGUAGGCGGGGCAAGCCAGAGGCCCCAAAAGGAAGUCCCCAAAUCAACAGGAAAUCUGGCCAGGAGAUGACAGCUGUCAUACAGUCAGGCCGACCCAGGUCUUCAUCCACGACUGAUGCUCCGACCAGCUCUGCUAUGAUGGAGAUCGCUUGUGCGGCUGCCGCGUGUCUACCAGGAGAGGAGGCGACUGUGGAGCGGAUCGAGCGGUUGGAAGUAAGCAGCCUCGCCCAGACUUCCAGUGCAGUGGCCUCCAGCACUGAUGGCAGCAUCCACACAGACUCUGUGGACGGCAUUCCAGACCCUCAGCGCACGAAGGCUGCCAUUGCUCACCUACAGCAGAAGAUCCUGAAGCUCACAGAACAGAUCAAGAUUGCACAAACAGCCCGGGACGACAACGUCGCUGAGUACUUGAAGCUUGCCAACAGUGCGGACAAGCAGCAGGCCGCCCGUAUCAAGCAGGUCUUCGAGAAGAAGAAUCAGAAGUCUGCCCAAACCAUCCUCCAGCUACAAAAGAAGCUCGAGCACUACCAUCGCAAGCUCCGAGAGGUAGAGCAGAAUGGGAUCCCCCGGCAGCCAAAGGAUGUCUUCAGGGACAUGCACCAGGGUCUGAAGGACGUGGGAGCAAAGGUGACUGGCUUCAGCGAAGGUGUGGUGGACAGUGUCAAAGGGGGAUUUUCCAGCUUCUCCCAGGCCACCCACUCAGCAGCUGGAGCUGUGGUCUCAAAACCCAGAGAGAUCGCAUCACUGAUUCGGAACAAAUUUGGCAGUGCAGACAACAUCCCCAACCUGAAGGACUCCUUAGAGGAAGGGCAAGUGGAUGAUGGGGGGAAGGCUUUGGGGGUGAUUUCGAACUUCCAGUCAAGCCCAAAAUAUGGUAGUGAGGAAGAUUGUUCUAGUGCCACUUCAGGCUCAGUGGGAGCCAACAGCACCACUGGGGGCAUUGCUGUAGGAGCGUCUAGCUCCAAAACCAACACCCUAGACAUGCAGAGCUCAGGAUUUGAUGCACUACUCCACGAGAUCCAGGAGAUCCGGGAAACCCAGGCCAGACUGGAGGAAUCCUUUGAGACCCUCAAGGAACAUUAUCAGAGGGACUAUUCCUUAAUAAUGCAGACCUUACAGGAGGAACGGUACAGAUGCGAACGGUUAGAAGAACAGCUGAAUGACCUAACAGAACUGCACCAGAAUGAAAUCUUGAACUUGAAGCAGGAACUGGCCAGCAUGGAAGAGAAAAUCGCAUAUCAGUCCUAUGAACGGGCACGGGACAUCCAGGAGGCUCUGGAGGCGUGCCAGACCCGCAUCUCCAAGAUGGAGCUGCAGCAGCAGCAGCAGCAGGUGGUGCAGCUGGAAGGGCUGGAGAACGCCACGGCCCGCAACCUGCUGGGCAAGCUCAUCAACAUCCUGCUGGCCGUCAUGGCUGUCCUCCUGGUCUUUGUGUCCACGGUCGCCAACUGCGUGGUCCCCCUCAUGAAGACACGCAACCGGACGUUCAGCACUUUAUUCCUCGUGGUUUUCGUGGCCUUCCUCUGGAAGCACUGGGACGCCCUCGUGAGCCACGCGGAGCGGUUCUUCUCGUCCCCAAGAUGA
Messenger RNA from Sciurus carolinensis (gray squirrel), 2087 nucleotides. Its product is annotated as transmembrane and coiled-coil domains protein 1. The record is from RefSeq and is a predicted model, not a curated record. The transcript has a single exon. Gene Ontology annotation, cellular component: endomembrane system. The coding region runs from base 138 to 2087 and encodes 649 amino acids. Lineage: Eukaryota; Metazoa; Chordata; Mammalia; Rodentia; Sciuridae. Gene Ontology annotation, biological process: endosomal transport; membrane fission; endosome membrane tubulation.